Xenopus laevis (African clawed frog) is the source of this 1079-nucleotide messenger RNA. Its product is annotated as protein FAM135A-like. The coding region runs from base 112 to 810 and encodes 232 amino acids. NCBI's taxonomy places the organism in Eukaryota, Metazoa, Chordata, Amphibia, Anura, Pipidae. The record is from RefSeq and is a predicted model, not a curated record. The transcript is spliced from 6 exons.
CUUGCCCUGUUAAAAAACAGCUUUAUUUCUUCUCUAGGUUCCGAAUAUGAUCUUGUAUUAGUAAGACCUUACAUCGAGUGUGGCGUGACACAUGGAAAGACCGACUUCCUAAUGUCUAUGUACAACAAGGGCUCCACCUCUGAAGAUAUUGAUUAUUUGGCCAGCGGUCUCCUAAUUGAAAUAUUAGAGCACAUAGGAAGCAAAAAGCUCAUUAUUGCCAGAAUCAGCUUUAUUGGCUUCUCUCUGGGCGCUCUGGUAAUACGCGCAGCUCUGUGGAGACCUGAAUUUGAAGCCUUCCUUGGAAACCUGCACACUUUCCUCUCCUUUGGUGGACCACAUAUGGGUCUUAUGUGCCACAGCAGAAAUCUGUUUAAAACUGGCCUGUGGCUUGAGCAGCUGUUCGAUAAAUCUGUCUCCGUAUCCCAGAUGGCAUUCACAGAUCACAAAGACCCAAGACAAACGUUCCUGUACAAACUUAGCCAGAAAACAGGCUUGGAACACUUCAAGAAUGUGAUUCUAGUGAGCGCGUUACAAGAUCACAUUGUUCCCUAUCACUCCACUCGUAUUGAAAUGUGCAAAGCUGCUCUGAAGGGAGAUGAGAUAGGAACUGUUUAUACUGAGAUGCUCCGAAACACCCUUGAGCCUAUUCUAAAGAACAAGAACUGUAACUUUGUGAGAUACGACGUUAGUUUUGAUGUGCCCAAAUCAUUCAAUUCUUUCAUUGGACGUACGGGCCACUGCGCAUUCGUUUCAUCUUGGCAAUUUUUGGAGAACUUCUUUCACAAUGCUGGCCUGAAAUAUUUUGAAUAGAAGAAAUGUGAUGCCCGACAUGUUUAAUGCUAUUGAAGUGCCAGAGACAUGGAGUUGCAGAACCUUUACUACCUUGUUGCACAAUGAACUAACAACACUGACUUCUCUUCUACACUAUACGAGCUGACGCCAAAGGCAAAAGAAGAAGAAGAUUCCAGAAACAUCUUUAUCUUACAGCGCUGCAUAUAUCCAUGUAUAUUUCCUUAUACUGUAUAUACCUUUGUAUGUAGCACUUUGUAUAUAAACAUUUGUAAAAUGUAUAUAUUCUU